Molecule: messenger RNA, 3186 nt
Organism: Anguilla anguilla (European eel)
Lineage: Eukaryota; Metazoa; Chordata; Actinopteri; Anguilliformes; Anguillidae
Gene: snrnp70
Product: small nuclear ribonucleoprotein 70 (U1)
Exons: 11
Coding region: 387-1886 (499 amino acids)
Biological process (GO): mRNA splicing, via spliceosome
Cellular component (GO): U2-type prespliceosome; precatalytic spliceosome; U1 snRNP
Molecular function (GO): U1 snRNA binding; mRNA binding
Source: RefSeq, a predicted model, not a curated record
AGGCGGUGCUUCUCGCGCCACUUAGCUAGCUAGCCUUAGCUAAACGAGGAAGGAGAAACUAGCAAGCUAGCUAGCUAGCUAACUUUUAUUGUCCGAAGAGCUGCACGUUGAAAUAAUGUUGGACUGUUAAAUAGGCGGCUAGGUAGUUAGUUGCCCGAAACACAAGUAAUAUUCGUGAAGAAACGCGGCAAGUGUUACCAAUAGAGUUAUAAUAAGCUAGCUAGCUAACGAAUGACCUGGUUUCCUAGGUACUCUGCUUAAUUAGCUAGUUAACGUUAGCUGUUUUGUUGCUUGCAGCGUUUCCCAUCGCGCUUUAUUUUAAUUAAAUUUCGGCUUUUGUCAUCAUCCGGGCGGAUAAAGAGACUGAAUGCUAAAAACGGUGAAAAAUGACACAGUUUCUACCCCCUAACCUGUUGGCGCUCUUUGCGCCGAGAGACCCGAUACCAUUCCUCCCGCAGCUGGAGAAAUUGCCCCACGAGAAACACCAUAAUCAGCCAUACUGCGGCAUUGCCCCGUAUAUCAGGCACUUCGAGGAUCCCCGAGAUGCCCCCCCGCCAACCAAAGCCGCCACCAGGGAGGAGAGGCUGGAGAGGAAGAGGCGAGAGAAGGCCGAGCGGAGGCAAACCGUCCUGGAGACCGAACUGCAGAUCUGGGACCCACACAAUGACCCCAACGCUCAGGGAGACGCCUUCAGGACCCUGUUUGUAGCUAGAGUGAACUACGACACCACGGAGUCCAAGCUUCGCCGCGAGUUCGAAGUCUACGGGCCAGUUAAGCGCAUCUACCUCGUUUACAACAAGCAGACGAGCAAACCCCGCGGCUACGCCUUCAUCGAGUACGAGCACGAGCGGGACAUGCACUCCGCCUACAAACACGCCGACGGGAAGAAGAUCGACGGCAGGAGAGUGCUGGUGGACGUGGAGAGAGGGCGCACCGUGAAGGGAUGGCAGCCCCGCAGGCUGGGCGGCGGCCUGGGCGGCACGCGGAGGGGAGGCCCCGACGUCAACAUCAAGCACUCGGGCCGGGACGACGCCUCGCGCUACGACGAGAGGCCCAUCGGAGGAGGGGAGCGUGGUGGCGAGCGAGAGCGUGGUGGCGAGCGGGAACGUGGCGGCGAGCGGAGGGCCGACCGCAGCAGGGAGAAGGACCGGGAGAAGGACCGCGGCGAGAGGAGGAGAUCCCGCUCCAGAGAGAGGAGGCGCCGCGCCUCCCCAUCCAGGGAGAGAGCGGAAAGGGGAGCGGAAAGGGGAGGGGACAGGGGAGCGGAAAGGGGAAGGGAGAGGGAGAGGGAGCGAGGCGGAGGAGGAGGAGCCGAGGAGGUGAGCAGGAGCAGGGAGAGGAGCAGGGACCGCGACAGGAAGAGGAGGAGCAGGAGCAGGGACAGGAAGAGGGAGCGCGAGAGGGGGAAGGCGGCCGGAGGCGAGGAGGGAGGAGAGGGGGCGACGGGCUCAGGGAACGGGGACGAGGGGGAGAGGGCGCCGGACGAGCCCAACCCCGGGGACCCCGGCCGGGACGAGGGGAACGCCGAGGGGGAGGAGAGGGGGCGGGACCGAGACCGCGGGGACCGGGACCGCGACAGGAGGCGGAGCCACAGGGACAAGGACCGCGAGCGCGACCGCGAGAGGAGGAGGGACAGAGACCGGGAGCACAAGCGGGACCGGGGCGAUCGCGAGAGGGGCGGGGACAGGAGGGGGGAGGAGCGGCAGGCCUCCCAGGGCCCGGAGGCGCUAGGGAACGGCGAGGACGGGCCCGGGCCAGAGGAGGAGGGGGAGGAGGACGGGCAGAACGGGGCCCCGCAGCAGGAGGCGGAGUGGAACAGGGAGGAGGGGUACACCGCAAACGAGAACGGUCACAUGAUGGAGACACAGGCGGACGAGGAGUACUGAGGGCAGCGCUCCCGCUGCGCAGGGCGGCCGGGCUUCAGGGAUAAACAACGGGACGGGAAGAGCACGCACAGGAGCUCCUCCAAUCACAGGCCACGUUGGUAGCAACCACUCCCAAGAAGAGCGAUGGCGAUUGGUGGAUGUACGCCUCUAGGUAUCUAGGAACUAGCAUCCACCAAUCGCCACUGCCGUCGUUCCAUUAGUCGUUGACAACGCUCCCUGCUUUGCGGAGCUCGUCACUUUCCUAGCAUCAAGGCGAUUUGUAAGUGUCUUAUCGUCAUUUUGCGACCCCUGCUUUUUAAACGUUUUUUACCAGGCCAUUACAGAGCUGAGCAGCUGUGCGUACCUCGCGCUCAAGUUUUAGCCCCCGAUUGGAAAAACCAAGCGCGUCCUUCGGCCCUCCUCCUCUUCCUCCUCCGUCUGGCUCAGUACCGAUUCCAUCCCACCGCGCCUCCCUCCCCUCAGCUGGUAGUUGACCAAUCCCGGCUUUUAAAAAUGAUGUUUUUGUUUUCGUCGAUACUCUUAAUUUAGCUUUCGUUCAGUUUUUUUAAAGGCCUUUUUUCCCCCCGAGGGAGGGAAGUAGCAUAGCGUGGUGUUAGCGCUACACGUCUGUCGUAUCCAGCGGUCCCAGUGUUAACGGUCAGGGCGCGAAACGUAGUGUGCGCACCGGGGGCGAAGCUAUCGAAAAUGUGCAGGUUUUACUGUGAGAAGUAUUUUCAAGCCGUUUGGCAGGAGGUUUGACCUCUUCUGCGUCUACUUCAGGAUCUACUGACUCCUGUCAAAUGCUUCAUUACAUUACAUUUCAGUACAUGCACAUCAUGGGACAGUGUACUUCACUUUCAUAUUAAAAUUAAAUGUGUGAGGAACUUGAGCGACCGGCUUCGGUUUUAGCCGUCAGCAUUCGAUCCUGUAAAUCAUCUACACUUACACCUGUAAAUCACAUCUGUGUCCUGUCUGUGUGGAUGAAUUGUCAGUUAUCGUCGAGUAGAACCAAAUGUUAGUUCUUGAGCUUUCACUGCCCCCGUCUCUCCAAGCCGUUCACCAGACGUUUACCGAGACUUCAACCAAUAAGUUGCACAGCUGUGUUACAUUGAGGCUUUCCCAGAGAAGCGAACGGAAGACUGUAAAUUCUUAUGCGUAGUUUCCUUUUUAUAUUAAUGUUUUAUUCUGGGAAUGGUCAGAAUCGAACCAAACCUAUUGGAUCCCUCUGAAAAGAAAGGUUGUGUGUCAAUUUUGAAAAGUAUGUUUUUACCCUUUAUUUUGUUCACACUUCAAUAAAGAAGCAUUUUUUUAUUUGACAGUU